AUGGAUGACAAUUACAAGUCGGUGAUUCAACCUCAUAAAAGAUUGAACCCAAACAUGAAGGAUGUUGUGAAGGCAGAGGUGGUGAAGCUGUUGGAUGUAGAAAUUAUUUAUCCCAUCUUCGAUAGUGCUUGGGUGUUCGAUGUAUGGGAUAUUGAUUUCAUGGGACCAUUUCCGAAAUUCAAUGGUAAUAAAUUUAUUCUUUUGGCUAUUGAUUAUGCUUCCAAAUGGGUGGAGGCUCAAGCUCUAUCUACCAAUUAUACUAGAGCCAUGGUUAACUUCCUGAAGAGGUUGUUCACUCGAUUUGGGACCCCACGAAUUAUCAUCAGUGAUGGAGAGACUCAUUUUUGCAACACUCAACUUGAAAAAGUGUUGAAGCACUAUGGACUGCAUCACGGCCUUGCUACCUGCUACCACCCACAGAUGAGUGGUCAAGUGGAAGUCACGAAUAGAAAGCUUAAGAGAAUCUUGACAAAGUCAAUGGAACAAGGAAAGCGGAAUUGGUCAGAACGCUUGGAUGACACACUUUGGGCACACUGA
Dioscorea cayenensis subsp. rotundata (Guinea yam) is the source of this 537-nucleotide messenger RNA. RefSeq lists its product as uncharacterized. Bases 1 to 537 code for a protein of 178 amino acids. Gene Ontology annotation, molecular function: nucleic acid binding. The record is from RefSeq and is a predicted model, not a curated record. NCBI's taxonomy places the organism in Eukaryota, Viridiplantae, Streptophyta, Magnoliopsida, Dioscoreales, Dioscoreaceae. The transcript has 2 exons. Gene Ontology annotation, biological process: DNA integration.